AUGGAGGUGGAAGCACAGUCGAAUCAACAAGUGAAGAAGAAGAAGAUGAUGAUGGGCACGGACAGAAAAAAAAGUAGUAGAAGAAGAAGAUGCAUAUGUCUCUCUGUUACGGCCGUUAUUCUCUCUCUGGGAAUGUUGUUUCUAAUUCUAGGUCUCACAGUUUUCAAGACUAAGCGUCCCGUUACAACCGUUAACUCCAUCUCUCUGGACGAUCUGGAUCUCUCCAUCGACAUAGCCAGGCUGAGUGUCCGGUUGAACGUGACGCUAGACGUCUCUGUUUCCGUCGAAAACCCUAACAGAGUCGGCUUCAAGUACACCAACAGCACUGCUUUCCUAAGAUACAAAGAAAACGACGUCGGCGAGGUCCCCAUCCCGGCCGGCAAAAUUGAUGCUCGGGACACCCGCAGUUUGAACCUCACACUCACCUUGAUGGCGGAUCGACUUCUCUCCGACUCCAAUUUGUACUCCGACGCCGCCUCCGGCACCUUGCCCUUUCAGACCUACAUCAGAAUUUCAGGGAAGGUGCGCCUACUCUUCAAUAUCCACGUCGUCACCUACACCACCUGCGAUCUCCAAAUUGAUCUCAUCAACCGGGCGGUCUCUAACCAGAAGUGCCAAUACAAGACCAAAUUAUAG
Erythranthe guttata (spotted monkey flower) is the source of this 636-nucleotide messenger RNA. Lineage: Eukaryota; Viridiplantae; Streptophyta; Magnoliopsida; Lamiales; Phrymaceae. The record is from RefSeq and is a predicted model, not a curated record.